Messenger RNA from Triticum dicoccoides, 2775 nucleotides. Its product is annotated as putative receptor-like protein kinase At3g47110. The record is from RefSeq and is a predicted model, not a curated record. Gene Ontology annotation, biological process: protein phosphorylation. The transcript has 4 exons. Gene Ontology annotation, molecular function: protein binding; protein kinase activity; ATP binding. Bases 1 to 2775 code for a protein of 924 amino acids. NCBI's taxonomy places the organism in Eukaryota, Viridiplantae, Streptophyta, Magnoliopsida, Poales, Poaceae.
AUGAGCUUCCUAUGCUCACUUGUCACCCUCCUGCUGAUCGUAGCUGUGAGCGCGGACGAUGAGGCUGCGUUGCUUGCUUUCAAAGCUCAGCUCAGCCAUGGCGGCUCGCUGGCCUCCUGGAACAGCAGCGCCGGCUUCUGCAGCUGGGAAGGCGUGACGUGCCACCGCACGCCAGCACGGGUGGUGGCACUGAGAUUGUCCAGCACCGGUCUCGCUGGAACGCUCUCCCCGGCCAUCGGGAACCUCUCGUUCCUGCGGACGCUCGAUCUGAGCUCCAACUCUUUCCACGGGGACAUUCCAGCGAGCCUCGGCCGCCUCCGGCGCCUGCAGAAGCUCAUCUUAUACGACAACUCCUUCUCAGGCACAUUGCCAGUGAACCUGAGCUCCUGCGUUAGCAUCACCGAAAUGAAUCUGGACAACAACACCCUUGGGGGGCGCAUCCCGGCUGAGCUCGGCGAGAAGCUCACGUACCUCUCACUGAGACAGAACAGCUUCACAGGGCUCAUCCCCGCGUCACUUGGCAAUAUGUCCCAUCUACAACUCCUCGAUCUCACCACCAACCAGCUCGUGGGCUCAAUCCCAUCAGGCCUCGGAAGCAUCCAGAGCAUGAUAUAUUUCAGUGUCGCAGUUAACCUCGUCACUGGUAUGAUUCCACAUUCUCUCUACAAUUGGUCAUCGCUGGAAGUAUUUAGUGUAGGGGGGAAUAUGCUAGACGGAAGCAUUCCGGAUGACAUUGCAAGCAAGUUUCCCAAGUUGAAAUAUCUUGCUUUGGGUAGUAAUCACUUCACAGGAAUCAUCCCUUCCUCAAUAUCCAACAUAUCUUCCCUCAUAUUACUUGACCUCGUGGACAACAGAUUUAGUGGCCAACUGCGGUUUUUGGUAUUAUACACGAAUUCUUUCGGAGGACAACUACCGGGUUCAAUUGUGAACCUCUCAACAACUCUCCAGCAGUUAAACUUGAUGGAUAAUAGGAUCUCUGGGAGUAUCCCUGCAGAUAUCGGUAAUUUGAUUGGGCUGGAAAGACUUGCGAUAGGAUAUACUGGCAUGUACGGAGUGAUUCCAGAGAGCAUUGGCAAGCUAGCGAACUUGAUCGAGCUUGUCUUGUGCAACAAUAGCUUGUCUGGGCUCAUACCAUCAUCGCUAGGAAACCUUUCGUGGUUGAAUAGGCUUGAUGCAAGUGAAGGCAACUUGGAGGGGCCAAUUCCGGUAAGCCUAGGGGAGUUGAAAAACCUCUUUGUACUAGAUUUGUCCAACAAUUACCAUCUUAACGGUUCGGUACCCAGAGAGAUUUUCAAAUUACCCGGCCUUUCUUGGUAUUUGAACUUGUCAUACAAUUCCCUUUCUGGACCCAUUCCUAAUGAAGUUGGUAGUUUAGCAAAUCUUAACGAAUUAGUUCUAUCAGGAAACCAGUUGUCUGGAAAGAUACCUGACAGUAUUCAGAAUUGUGUGGUAUUGGAAUGGUUAUUAUUAGACAGUAAUUCAUUUGAGGGAAGCAUACCUAAGUCAUUGAAGAAUAUAAAGGGGCUCCGUACACUGAACCUGACCAUGAAUAAUUUCUCUGGUAAUAUUCCUGAGGCCCUUGGCAGUAUUGGAAACCUGCAAGAACUGUACCUAGCACACAACAACUUGUCAGGGUCAAUCACAUCAGUUCUACAGGAUUUGACAAGAUUGUCUGAACUGGAUAUAUCCUUCAAUAAUUUGCAAGGUGAGAAGCUCAAACCAAGCCAGAAUACAUUAGCACACAAUUCAAUUGCUGAUGACCAUUAUGAGAGAAUCCCCUAUCAGGCAUUAAUGAGAGGAACUGACGGAUUUUCAGAAGUUAACUUGCUUGGCAGAGGAAGUUAUGGUGUGGUUUAUAAGUGUGUUUUGGACACUGAAGAAAGAACAUUUGCUGUCAAAGUAUUUGCUAGGUAUUCCAAGAGUUUUGAGGCUGAAUGUGAGGCCAUGAGAAGGAUACGACACCGUUGUAUCAUUAAGAUCAUUACUUCUUGUUCGAGCGUCAAUCACCAAGGUCAAGAGUUCAAGGCAUUGGUUUUUGAGUUCAUGCCCAAUGGUAACUUGGAUGGAUGGCUUCAUAAAAAAUCGCAAGAGCCCACAAGAAACAACACACUCAACCUUUCCCAGAGGCUUGAUAUUGCUGUAGAUAUUGUGGACGCAAUAGAAUAUCUGCACAACUACUGCCAACCAUUGGUAAUCCAUUGCGAUCUUAAGCCUAGCAACAUUCUUCUUGCGGAAGAUAUGAGCGCACGAGUUGGAGACUUUGGCAUAUCAAGGAUCUUUGAAGAAAAGACAAGCAAGGGGAUGCAAACUUCAUAUAGCUCAACUCGAAUUAGAGGAACCAUAGGCUAUGUUGCUCCAGAGUACGGAGAAGGCUCCGCGGUUUCAGCAGCCAGUGACAUUUAUAGUCUUGGCAUAUUGUUGCUUGAGAUGUUUACCGGGAGGAGCCCAACAGAAGUCACUUUCAGGGAUUCGUUGGAUCUGCAUAAGUUUGCCGAGGAUGCUCUUCCGGAUAGAGCCCUGGAGAUAGCUGAUCCGACAAUGUGGCUGCACAGAGGACAACAUGAUGACACUACAAGUAUUAGAAUCCAUGAGUUAUUGGCUUCAGUAUUCAGACUUGGCAUAUCCUGCUCAAAGCAACAGCCUCGGGACCGGGCAUUGACGAGAGAUGCAGCGACAGAAAUGCACGCAAUCAGAGAUGCAUACCUCAAGUUUAUAGGGGAGCGUGGAGCAGAAAGAGAAGUCUCGACUCAAGAAAUUCAGAACAUUGUUGAAUAA